AUGACGACAUUCGUUAAUACCAUUCCAAAAAGAUGGGCUCUUCAAGCAACCUUCCGUAGCGGAUUGACGCGUCCCUUACCCUGGCGUCAGCACCAGCUAUACCAGCUUGCACGCAUGGCGCAGAAUGAACGCGGGCUCGUUUGCGAUGCCCUAUGGAAAGACCUCGGAAAGCCAAAAACAGAAGCCCUGUCGAAUGAAUUGGGCAACGUUAUUGAUAGAGCCGUGAAGAGUGCAGAGCGGCUCCCAGAGCGGGCCAAGCCUGAACAUCCUGAGGUGGUUGAUCGGCAGAAACCAUGGAACCCAACGAUAUACAAGGCUCCGAAGGGCACUGUGUUGAUAAUCUCGCCAUGGAACUUCCCUAUGAUGCUCUCUUUCCAACCUCUUAUUGGAGCGAUCGCAGCAGGUUGUACUGCCGAAAUAGUCCCGAAGUACCUCGACCCAAAUAUGUACCGCAUCGUUAACAGUGGUAUCCCUGAAACUUCAAAGCUUCUGGAGCUUCAAUGGGACCAUAUUUUCUACACGGACAAUGGCAAGGUCGCUAGGAUCGUUGCCAGCGCUGCAGCUAAGCACCUGACGCCACUGACACUGGAAUUAGGAGGAAAGAGUCCUGUCAUUAUCGACUCGGCCUAUGAUAUUUGCGUGGCACCUGACUAUGUCCUCGUACAGCGGGACAAGCAGGAUGAGCUGGUCAAGGCAUUGCAAAGCAUUAUAACGCAUUCUUCCCAAAUGGGUGAAGUCGUUCCUCCGGGUCGCGCUGACGCUGCGAGGAAGAGACUCGAACUCACCAUUUUCAAGAAUGUUGCAGACGGCGAUUCCUUGCUAGAAGAAGAACUCUUUGGCCCAAUAUUGCCUAUCGUGCCCGUGGAUUUUCUUGAUCAGGCAAUCAACUUUGUUAAUGCACGAUCUCAUCCGCUAGUCCUGUACGCUUUUAGUGACAACAAGCGCUUGAAGCAACGGCUUAUUUCGGAAACACGGAGCGGUGGUAUUGUUUUCAACGACACCUUGCAACAGUUCGCAGUGAGUGAACUACCGUUUGCGGGAGUGGGCGAGUCAGGCUACGGAUCCCAAUUUUCGAAAUAUACAUACGAUACGUUUACGCAGCUUCGUAGUUCUAUGGACAUGCCGAGAGAGGCUGAGGCGAACCUAGCGAUGAGGUAUCUGCCUCACUCGAAAGAGGCGGUGAAAACUAUCACUGCUGCGGUGUACACGCCCAUUCCACCAAGCAGCUUGUGA
Messenger RNA from Suillus bovinus, 1233 nucleotides. Its product is annotated as aldehyde dehydrogenase. Lineage: Eukaryota; Fungi; Basidiomycota; Agaricomycetes; Boletales; Suillaceae. The record is from RefSeq and is a predicted model, not a curated record. The transcript has 13 exons. Gene Ontology annotation, molecular function: aldehyde dehydrogenase (NAD+) activity. Gene Ontology annotation, cellular component: cytoplasm. Gene Ontology annotation, biological process: aldehyde metabolic process. The coding region runs from base 1 to 1233 and encodes 410 amino acids.